UUGGCCGCGUCAGCCCCACUUCCCCCCACACGUAGAUAUUUUCCCUCGCCCCCUCUCUCCCUCGUCACACUCCCUCGUGCCCAGAUCCGCCAUCGACGAACGCCGUCGGCGCCGCCAUCCGUCUCCACCAGGACGACCGGCAACCACCGUGCCCGUUCGUCGAGUCCGCGUGCUCCUCCACCAUCCCCUACGCCGCCUGAGACCACCCUUUGGAGCUCAACGCCUCUGCAACGGGCUCCUCGUCGUUGUCCCGUCCCCGACCGCCUCCACGAUGACGCGCGCGAAGACGCUCCGACCACUUCGUCCUCGCCUCCCUGGCCCCGACCUCGACCACCACGACCACCGCCGCUGCUUCACCGCGCCACAGCACCGCAUCGACCGUCCCGUCUUCAACCCCGAGGUCCGGCGCCGUUCGCCGUCGUUUCCGUCGCGCCUGCUGCUCCUAACCUCUCGACGGGCCUCCUUGUGCCUCCUCGACCCCGAGACCGCUGCUGAUGCCGCUGUGAUCAACUAUGUCGACGACGACCCCUUCUUCUUGUCUGAGCAACCAGUUGAUGCAACCAGAUGGUGGAUCCAUGGAGCCAGAUGCCACCCCCGCCGACUACUACUACUACCCAAAGGGUGCCUUCUACUACGUGGAGCCGGUUCAUGGAACGACGACUAGGAGUAGUUAGGAGGUCCCAGGCAGGAGGCCUUGCCUCUUCGAUUGUUGAUGUUUGUGCUAGCCUUCUUAAGGCAUCCUUGAUUAACUUAUGUUUGUACUCAGAUAUUGUUGCUUCCGCUGACUCUUGCGUAUCGAGCUUGUAUUCGAGCCCUCGAGGCCCUUGGCUUGUAAUAUAAAGCUUGUAUUAUUUUA
This is a messenger RNA of Triticum aestivum (bread wheat), 856 nucleotides long. RefSeq lists its product as uncharacterized. Lineage: Eukaryota; Viridiplantae; Streptophyta; Magnoliopsida; Poales; Poaceae. The record is from RefSeq and is a predicted model, not a curated record. The coding region runs from base 272 to 664 and encodes 130 amino acids. The transcript has 3 exons.